CUCUUUCGAGGCAGAAACGAUGCGGACCCCGCCAGGGGGCUGCGUGAAGAGCUUGGGUUAAAAGGCUAGGCGGGCGGAGGCCAAAGAGCGGCCGCGUGUCAGCGAGUUCGAAGUCCGGCUUCUUUCGCCCGGCCCCUUGGUGAUGUCGGCAAGGCUGUUAAAGUUCCCUUCAGACCUAGAGGAACUGCAAGAACUUGCAGAAUUUCUACAGUACUAUAACAGAGAGCACCAUGCAUAUGUGCUGCUGCUGUUCUGCAGUGCCUACCUGUAUAAACAGUGCUUUGCCAUCCCUGGUUCAAGCUUUCUGAACAUACUUGCUGGAGCUCUCUUUGGACCAUGGAUGGGACUCCUGUUGUGUUCUACCUUGACUUCUGUGGGCGCUACCUGUUGCUAUGGGCUGUCCAAUAUCUUUGGAAAACAAUUUGUCAUCUAUUAUUUUCCUGAUAAAGUAGCUAUGCUUCAAAGAAAGGUGGAAGAGAACAGAAGUUCAUUGUUUUUCUUCUUGUUGUUUCUGAGGCUAUUCCCUAUGAGCCCAAAUUGGUUUCUGAAUCUCACAUCUCCCAUCUUGAACAUUCCCGUGACUCUGUUUUUCAUCUCUGUUUUCAUAGGUCUCAUGCCAUAUAACUUCAUCUGUGUCCAGACAGGUUCGAUCCUUUCACAGAUCUCCUCCCUUGAUGCCAUUUUCUCCUGGACCACUUUAUUCAAGAUGCUGGCUAUAGCCAUCGUGGCAUUAAUUCCUGGGACUAUCAUUAAGAAAUACAGUCAAAAGCAUCUGAACUUGGACAAAAGUGAGAAGAGUGUUCAUGUGCUCAAUGGAUGGAAGAGCAAUUGAACAGACGGGGAGAGGAUCAGAUACUAAGUCUCUGCUUAUAGGGAAGGUGCAAGUCUUUUUCUAUCAGUUAUUUUGUUUUUAUUGAACUUUUGAAAUACCUAAGAUGGGCUUGGCUGUCUCCUCUCAGUAACAGGUGGCAGAUGGCAAUUUUUCUUAAAUGCUGUCUUUAAGAAAUAACAGAGCCUGGCAAGUCUCAUUUUCAUUUGGUAAUUGUGACUGUUCCGUUGUGUUCAGAAUCAGAAAACUUAAGGAGAAUGGAAAAUCUUUUGCUGCAAAGCUUGAGGAAUUCCAACUGGCAGUAGCUGCCUGGAAGUACCGUUGUAUCAAGGCUGCUUUCUGCGAGGAAAGUGCCUAAUAAAACAAAUUGUAAGUGCUGAUAGUUAUAGCUCUCUUCCCAGAGAAUGGGCUCACAGGCUAAAUGUACUGAGGACUGAUUUACUUGUUACCCUCUUUUAGCAUCAUUCCUUUCAUCAUUCCUUUUCCUUCCCCCUGACUCUUUAAGUAUUCCAGAACUUGGUAUAGGAAGAGAGAACUGGAGAGAUUUGCAGGACCAAACUGGUCCAUGCAUUUCCUUGCACACAAGAAAAAAAUUCUGAUAGAGUCCAGACAAUGAGGGCAGCAGUGCUGCCAGAGUCAGAGCUGUAUUGCCACUUCUUAUACAUUCUCCUCUUUUAUUAUGUGGCUGGGGGCUGCUAACCUCUACUAGCUGCAGCUAGAAGAAGGUCUUCUCCCUACUUGUGAUUCCAAAAUAAUUGAAAAAGCAUUCAAUCCAUUAGGAAGGCAAAGUGGCUAUAAGCACAUUUCUUGAAAAAUUCAGCCUUGGUAACUAGAAGGCAGCCAUCUACUUAUUUUUCUAUGCCAAUACGUACCUUGGGAAAUUGUUAUAACAUUUUGACAGCGCCCAACAUGGAGCUAUAUAGAAAGCAAGGACUUUCCUUUGCCUCACAAAAUCAGUUUCUGUUUUCUGCUAUAUUGUGUAUUAACACAGAAACUUUGCCUUCUCUCUUCCACGAAGAACUGACAUAGUAGGGCUGAGAUAUUAUGUUGCAUCUUCAGUGGAGGAAUCCAUUGCUUCAGAUAGGAAUAUCUUUGAAUGAAUCUUUCUUUGAGCUGAUUAUUACACUUGAGGUCUUUGCCUUUUUUAACAGUUGCCUUUAACAGUAUCUUCAAUAAUAGUUUUGAACAAUCAGAUUGGUAUUACAAAAAUCAA
Molecule: messenger RNA, 2042 nt
Organism: Eublepharis macularius
Lineage: Eukaryota; Metazoa; Chordata; Lepidosauria; Squamata; Eublepharidae
Gene: TMEM41A
Product: transmembrane protein 41A
Exons: 5
Coding region: 143-832 (229 amino acids)
Source: RefSeq, a predicted model, not a curated record